Messenger RNA from Oncorhynchus masou masou (cherry salmon), 7636 nucleotides. RefSeq names its product glutamate receptor ionotropic, kainate 5-like. Gene Ontology annotation, molecular function: kainate selective glutamate receptor activity; transmitter-gated monoatomic ion channel activity involved in regulation of postsynaptic membrane potential. Lineage: Eukaryota; Metazoa; Chordata; Actinopteri; Salmoniformes; Salmonidae. The coding region runs from base 2598 to 5813 and encodes 1071 amino acids. The transcript has 23 exons. The record is from RefSeq and is a predicted model, not a curated record. Gene Ontology annotation, biological process: monoatomic ion transport; modulation of chemical synaptic transmission; synaptic transmission, glutamatergic. Gene Ontology annotation, cellular component: kainate selective glutamate receptor complex; postsynaptic density membrane; plasma membrane.
UUAGUAAAUGCAGUUUGCAGUCGAGUGUCAUGGAAUCACACUGGUAGCAGGGAUAAAGAAAACCUUUAACUAACCACUGAAUUAAGGAGAAAAAGAGAAUAGACACUACAGAGAGUAAAGAGAAGAGAGUCUGGUCUUUCAUCCUCUUAUCUGGGCAUCAGACGGAGGAGAGGAGAGGAAUCCAGAGAGAAACGGAUGAUAACAGGGUGCUCAUUCCUGUUUAACACCAUACAGCCAGGAACAGACUGCAUCUGCAACAUACGGCCAGCGUCGUCAUUGGGAAUGCUGCGUUACAUUGGGAUUGUGUAAAUGUGCCAGUGUGUGUGUAUCUAUGAGUUGAUAAUAGCAACCCUAUUGGUAUUCUGAGGAGGGAGCUCCAGGAUCUCUCUCUGCUCCUACCCAGGAUGGCAUCACAGAGACGGGAUUGUGCUCGCCUGUGGAGAGGCCACUGGAAUGGGGCUGAAACCUAGUGGAAUGAUCUCUACCUUUCUGAAUCCUUUCCUUGUCCGUCAGGAGUCACAGUUCCCACCAUGGGGAAUAAAGACAAACUGCUAGCAUCCAGCACCCCAAUACUGACCACCUCUCUACCCCUGCAGAGCGACCCCCCCCCACAAGGAGCCCAACCACCAGUGCUACAAUUGUUCCAGUGAGAGACGUGUACAAUGGACUCUUCUGAUUACAACCGCAUCCAAUGGGAUUUAAUGAAACCUAGAGGUUUGGGGUGUUGAUGCCAGCACCACAGCUUGUAGAGGAUCUUCAACUUCGGGGGACGUGUCUCCUUGGAAGGGAAUACUCAACUGUGACUCUCCUCCAGAAAACUACAUGAGAUUGUGGUACAUUGGUGGAUUUAUCGGCUGUACAUCCUGUCUAGAUUAUGGGACUUUACUCUGUUCACUUCAAAGUUCUGCGUCUGUUCCAGACCGGUUCCUCAGCAGAACCAAGUAGUUGACAUUCCCCCCUUGGGAAUACCGCCUUCUGAUUUGUUUGGGGGCUUAUUUUUUAAAGGAACAAUUUCCCCUCCACUUUCCCUUUUUCUGGUCUUCCUCCUUUCCCCCCACCUCUUCAUCCAUUGAGGAGGAAUAUAUUAUGAAACAAGUCUAUUCUUCCUGAUCCUCCCUUGGUGACAGAGAGAAAAGAGGGACAAACUGCCCUGAAUAGAUAACGAGGAAGGAGAGAGAGAACGGAGAAGAGAAGGAGAUAGGGAAACACAGAGAGAGAGAGAAGAGAGAGAGAGAGAGAGAAGAGAGAGAGAGAGAGAGAGAGAGAGAGAGAGAGAAGAGAGAGAGAAUUAACUGAGAUUUGUCAGAAACCUUCUAGAGACUUCCUGCCUCAGCCUAAUUUAGUCUGUCUGUCUCUUAGAUCCGCUGGAAGCUGAUUGGUUGGUCAGCUGGUUGGUUGCACGAUGGGCAGAGAAAGAGGCAGAAUUCUGACCGGGGGGGGUAGCUGAGCACUAGAGGAGGGUAAAAGGUCCCACUCUACACCCCUGGACCGGAACUGGAUGGCUCUUAAACAGACAGACAGACAGUAAACUGGGAGGCAUUAUAAACAAGCAUUACAAACAGACAGUUGUCAUUGUCAUUCCAGACUGUGUGUGUGAGAGAGAGAGAGAAAGAGGGAGAUAAAAGUAGAGAAGAGAGAAGCAGUCAGUCCUGUGUUGGGUUUGGUGCUGCCUGUCUGCCUGACGGGGACUGAGAGCGAGCGACGCAGCAAUUAGAGGAUCUGACUGCAUCCCCCUCAGCCUCAGCCUCCACUGGCAAAACUAGACAGAAACAAACAAACAAACAAACAAGUAGGGUGACUGCUACUAGAAGGGAAGGACAGGUUAGAUAGAGGUAGUGACAGCAAGAGUGAGAGAGAGGGAAGGAAAGAGAAAAGUAGACAGUGCAAAGGAGAGGGAUAGAGAGCAGGUGUCUGAAAUCCUCUCCCUCUGCUUGUAAUUUUCUCUUCUGUUUCCCCCUCUUCUUCUGGGAGAGGUAUUGGAUUUAGACAGCGGUACUCGGAGUCGUCGAGGCCUUCUGCCAGGGAAGGAAACGAGGGAAGGAGAGAGAGAGAAAGGGAAGGAGGGGGGCCCUUUUGGAUUGAAACAGACUCAUUUUUCAACCCUCGUGUUUUAUUUGACUAAGAGGCUCCUUCCACGUCUAUUGCUCUACUGAGGAGAGGGAGAGAGAUAAAGAAAGGGAAGAAGACAGCACAAUACCUUUUCUUUUCCUCCUUCUGUCUUUUACUCUCUACUUUUGUUGAGCGUGUCUGAAGAUUUUUUCUAUCCUCAUUUGUUGCUUUUUCUCUUCACCUCCAAAAGGAAUAUUGUUGCCCAGCUAUCACAGUCCAAGUACCGGAAUCUUCCAUCUUGUCCUCUCUCUCUCAGCCCCCCACCCCUACACGGAGACAAUCCGGAACGCUGUGACAGCUCCACAAGUCCCCCCCCCCCCCAACAGUGGAUUCUAUCUCCAUGCCUGUCGAGGGCUGUGCUGACUGGCUACUACACACAUAUAUGGUACACCGCUUCUGAUAUCGUCUGACUCAUUCUGCCUGGGAGACAGAUGGAAAGGUGGCGAGCAGGCAGCCAGCAGACCGUUCUCCAUGAGGAGCAGUAGAAGAUGCCGGCUCUGCCAGCGCUGCUGCUGUCGAUACACUUCUCCUCCUUCCUGCUAGUUACCAUGGCACCACGCUCCGGAAGCCAGGCCGCCCUGCUCUCCUCCGUCCGGAUGGCUGCGAUCCUGGAUGACCAGUCAGUGUGUGGGCGUGGGGAGCGGCUGGCUCUGGCCCUGGCCAGGGAGAACAUCAACAGUGUGAUGGAGGGAGGGGCUAGAGCCCGUGUGGAGGUGGAUAUAUUCGAACUGCAGAGGGACUCCCAGUAUGAGACCACUGACACCAUGUGCCAGAUUCUACCUAAAGGAGUGGUGUCUGUGAUAGGCCCUGCCAACAGCCCUGCUUCUGGCUCGACUGUCAGUCAUAUAUGCGGAGAGAAGGAGAUCCCUCAUGUAAAGAUAGGUCCAGAGGAGACUCCCAGGUUGCCCUACCUACGUUUUGCCUCGGUCAGUCUGUACCCUAGCAACGAGGACAUGAGCCUGGCCGUGGCAGCCAUCCUGCGAUCCUUCAGCUACCCCUCAGCCAGCCUGGUCUGCUCCAAGGCCGAGUGCCUUCUGCGAUUGGAGGAGCUAGUGCGGCGCUUCCUGAUCUCCAGGGAGACGCUGUCAAUCAGGAUGCUGGAUGACAGCCUGGAUCCCACCCCUCUGCUGAAGGAGAUACGAGACGACAAGGUGGCCACCAUCAUCAUCGACGCCAACGCCUCCAUCUCCUACCUCAUCCUCAAAAAGGCGUCAGAGUUGGGGAUGACAUCAGCGUUUUACAAGUACAUCCUCACCACCAUGGACUUCCCCCUGCUGAGGCUGGAUGACAUAGUCGAUGACCAGUCCAACAUCAUAGGGUUCUCCAUGUUCAACACCACCCAUCCAUUCUACCUGGAGUUCAUCAGGAGUCUCAACCUGUCCUGGAGGGAGGGCUGUGAUCUCAUCUACCCCGGGCCUGCGUUGUCGUCAGCGUUGAUGUUUGACGCGGUGCACGUUGUGGUGGGGGCGGUGAGGGAGCUCAACAGGAGUCAGGAGAUUGGAGUCAAACCUCUCAGCUGCACCUCUCCUCAGAUUUGGCAACACGGCACCAGCCUCAUGAACUACCUACGCAUGGUGGAGCAUGAUGGUCUGACAGGCCAUGUGGAGUUCAACAGUAAAGGACAGAGGACCAACUACACCCUGAGGAUUCUAGAGAAACACCGCAGGGGUCACAGAGAGAUUGGUAUCUGGUACUCCAACAACACACUGGCUAUGAACGCCACCAGUCUGGACAUCAACGUCUCGGAAACACUGGCCAACAAGACCCUCAUCGUCACCACCAUAUUGGAGAGCCCCUAUGUGAUGCGUAAGGGGAACUACCAGGAGUACCAGAGGAAUGACCAGUAUGAGGGCUUCUGUGUGGACAUGUUGAGAGAGCUGGCAGACAUCUUGAAGUGCUCCUUCAGGAUUAAACUGGUGGAUGAUGGGCUGUAUGGAGCACCUGAACCCAACGGGUCCUGGACCGGCAUGGUGGGAGAGCUCAUCAACAGGAAAGCAGACUUGGCAGUAGCAGGCUUUACCAUCACCUCUGAGAGGGAGAAAGUCAUAGACUUCUCCAAGCCCUUCAUGACGCUAGGAAUCAGCAUCUUGUACAGAGUCCACCUGGGGAGGAAGCCGGGGUAUUUCUCCUUCCUGGACCCCUUCUCUCCGGCUGUUUGGCUCUUCAUGCUGCUUGCCUACCUGGCUGUCAGCUGUGUGCUCUUCCUGGCUGCAAGGUUAAGUCCCUAUGAGUGGUACAACCCCCACCCAUGUCUGCAGGGGCACAAGGACAUGCUGGAAAACCAGUACACCCUAGGGAACAGCCUGUGGUUCCCUGUAGGAGGCUUCAUGCAGCAGGGCUCUGAGAUCAUGCCCCGUGCCCUGUCCACACGCUGCGUCUCAGGGGUCUGGUGGAUGUUUACUCUGAUCAUCAUCUCCUCCUACACGGCCAACCUGGCAGCCUUCCUGACCGUCCAGAGGAUGGAGGUGCCCAUCGAGUCUCCUGACGACCUGGCCGACCAGACCAACAUCGAGUAUGGCACUAUCCAUGGGGGGAGCACCAUGACUUUCUUCAUGAACUCGCGCUACCAGACCUACCAGCGCAUGUGGAACUACAUGCACUCCAAGCAGCCCAGUGUGUUUGUGAAGAGCACGGAGGAGGGCAUUGCCCGCGUGGUCAACUCUAAAUAUGCCUUCCUCCUGGAGAGCACCAUGAAUGAGUACUACCGCAAACUCAACUGUAACCUCACCCAGAUAGGUGGUCUGCUGGACACCAAGGGCUACGGCAUCGGCAUGCCACUGGGCUCUCCGUUCAGAGAGGAGAUCACUAUGGCCAUCCUGCACCUGCAGGAGAACAACAGGCUGGAGAUCCUGAAGAGGAGGUGGUGGGAGGGAGGACAGUGCCCUAAAGAGGAGGACCACAGAGCCAAGGGUCUGGGCAUGGAGAACAUUGGGGGUAUCUUCGUGGUGUUGAUCUGUGGCCUCAUCAUCGCUGUGUUCGUGGCCAUCAUGGAGUUUGUGUGGUCGACGCGCUGCUCUUCAGAGACAGACGAGGUACGCCCUCACUCCUGCCCUCGCCGACACCACAGACCCACCCCAGUGUCUGUCUGUCAGGAGAUGAUCACAGAGUUCCGAAACGCCGUCUCCUGUAAGAAGAGUUCCCGUUCCCGUCGUCGCCGCCCCCUGGGCAACUCUGCGGCCCUCCGCCACCCCACCCGCAUCGCCCUGGGGACCCAGCGGCCCCUCCGCCUCGUACGGGAGAUGCGCCUCAGCAACGGCAAGCUCUACAGCGGCUCGGGACCCCUGACUGGGGGAGCAGGGGGGCCAGGAGGGGGUGUAGGGGCUGGGGGAGGUCCCUCAGACAUGGGCCCCGGGCCUCAGCGACUCCUGGAGGACCCUCUGGGGGCCAACACCACCCCUCCUCACCUGCCCCAGCCACAGGUCCCCGUGGCGCUCCCUCGCAGCUGCACGCAUGUCAGGAUCUGCCAGGAGUGCAGGAGGAUCCAGAGCCUGAGGUCAGGGAUGGGGUCCACAAGGAUCCCCCCCUCAUCUGCACCCCUGCCGCGCCUGCCCCCUCCUCCUCCCCCCUCCUCCUCCAACACAGACAGCGAGGGGGGAGGGGGGUCCAGCCCCCGGCGGCUCCCCCACAGCACCCCUGCACCCUGCCUACCUAUACCACCCCCACAGAGCAGCACUGACACAGACCUUCUGGGGAAGCAGGACUAAGAAUGACGAUCUAGGAGGGUCUGGAGUUGUUUUGAGCUGCUCAGUGACACUAUUCUCUGACCCUCUGUACAUUGGACUCCAGGAGGGAACUACAGGGAGAGAAGGAGGGAGAAAGAGAGAGAGAGAAUUAGAGGGCUCAAAGACGUUGUGAGAUGUGUGAUGAAGCAAUGGAAAGGAUAUAUUUGCACAGAUACCAAAAGACACACCCAUGCAGGAGGAGAAAGACGGAGAGACUUCCUUUGCUCUCCAGCGCGCUGCCCAGCUGGGUCUGAUGUUAGCCCAGUCUGUUCACUUUUCACAGUCUUUCCCUUUCCAUGGUACCACAGACUCACCUACAGCGUCCAGCUCUUCCUCUCUGGACAGUGACCACUGAAGGAGGAGUCCACAUUGAUCCUGGAGGACCUUUAGUCUAUGUAACAUACAACAACAGAAGACUUUAAAACUGACUCAGAGAAUUAUAUGAUUUUCCAGAUUUUUUCGUUGUUGUCUUUGUCGUUUGGUUGCCAUUGUUCUAAGUGGAAGUUACAGAAAAAUAAAGACGAUAUAUGUGACUAAUGUGGUGGAUCACGACACACUAUGAAGACAACACUCCCCUGAGGUUUACUGUGUGGAGUAGGUGUUUUGUUCCUCUGGGGACCCCGUAGCUGCUUUUGAAACGACUUUGAAGAAAGCAGAUUUGGCUGGAAAUUAGUUGUAACAAAGUCAGAUAUGCAUAAUAUAAUGUGUGUGUGUGUGCACGCGCGUAGAGGUCUGUCCUUACAGCAAGUGAGAGGAACAAAUGAUCAUACCAAGUAUAUGAUAAUCAGAGGCUUUGCGAUGUGAAAUGACUUGUUAUCCUGGAGAAUACUUGCCAAGCAUUUUCUCCUCUUUACCUCUAUUCAUAGCACAGACAGAGAAAGGAAGAGGAGAGAGCGAUGGAGUAAGAUAGAGGAGUAAGAGAAAAAAUAGGAACGCAACAGAGAGAUAAAGGAGGACUGUAUUAGAAUGACAAAUCCCUAAUUGAACUACUUCUUUAAUGAGAUUUUUCCUGAUCUGGUAAUUCUGGGCAGCAUCUUGCUGGGGGCUUGGCUCUGCUGCCGGGAGGCUGGGACUAAAGCUUCCCUGCUCUACAUCACGUUGAACUGGCUGUCUGCAGCACAGACGCCUGCCAGAGCUCCACACAGAGCUCCACACAGAGCUCCACACAGAGCUCCACACAGAGCUCCACACAGAGCUCCACACAGAGCUCCACACAGAGCUCCACACAGAGCUCCACACAGAGCUCCACACAGAGCUCCACACAGAGCUCCACACCACCCUGAGCCCUCUCAUUACAGCCUGUGGAGCUUUAGUUCUGGUAAUUAUUCCCCUUUAAUAACUAAUAGCCACACAAUGACUAUGGAGGAGACUGAGGUCAUGGUUUAAUGUUAUAAAAGUAUGACGGGGAAUAAUGUUACAGGGUUCAAGACUUUCAGAGGCUUUCUGCUGCCUCACCACAGAUCAUCAUACACACACACUGACAGACAUAACCAUGUAACCUAAGAAAUACAUCAUUAUUUCUGUGUUCUUCUCUUGGACCCUCAUCAGUGAGCCAGACACACACAUCUGCAUAGGUCACCACUCUAGUCUCAACUCAAUGCAGUGAAACCAUUGGAUGGCUUUCUUCCAAUACACUUCAUUGGCCUCCUUUCCUCGUCUUCUUUCCUACAUAACAAUUGAUCUUACAGGGAUAGACAGGUGAAAGCACUGGUGCAUCUCUAAACCGGUCUUUUCACCUAUCAGUGGUGAAGAGGGAAAAGAGACAAGAAAAGGAAGACUUUUGAGUACUGGGACGCAUAACAAUG